Leptomonas pyrrhocoris is the source of this 6318-nucleotide messenger RNA. RefSeq lists its product as hypothetical. The transcript has a single exon. Lineage: Eukaryota; Euglenozoa; Kinetoplastea; Trypanosomatida; Trypanosomatidae. The coding region runs from base 1 to 6318 and encodes 2105 amino acids. Gene Ontology annotation, molecular function: protein binding. Gene Ontology annotation, biological process: protein targeting to vacuole; endosomal vesicle fusion. The record is from RefSeq and is a predicted model, not a curated record. Gene Ontology annotation, cellular component: HOPS complex; late endosome.
AUGAGUCGCACAUUCGGCAAGAUCGCGGGGCCCAGUCCUGUUCUCAGCAAACGAGAAGGCGAUGCUGACACAAGCAAGACGGAGCAAGCGAUCGUCAAGGAUGUGUUGCGCCAGCUGCCCUCUCUCAACAAACAUUCUCCAUCUCCGCCUGCGGCAGACACGCGCGGCGCAAGGGCGGCGGAAACUGCAGCGGGUGCGAACUCAUCCCUCUCCUCAUCGCAUCACAUUUCGCACUCCGACCUUGUCGACACACUUGGCGCCGAUGACGAGGAACUGCUGCUGCAGGAGUUGUUGAGCAUCACGGCCGGCGCGGCACCGUUUGUGUCUAGUAAAACUGCGGCAGCCUCGGCAGAUGCAGUGACGUCCUCCAACACUGGCCAAGGAGACGCACCAUCGCCAGUACAUGCAGUGUCUUCCUCCACUAUGUCAGAGAAGGAGAACAAGACGAAUCCAGCUGAUAGCAAAGCCAGUUCUACCACCGCCUCAUCCGCUGAAGUAGGGCGGAACAGCAAGCAAACACUCAAUAACGCCACGCGCGAGACUCCAACACAAAUUGCGAAGCCGUCAGCAGCUGGCUCCCCAACAACGGCCAUCGCAGCGAACAAAAAGAAGAGCGCCUUCACCUCUAGAGAAGAACAAGAUAUUCUCGACGCCAUCCUCACCGCGGUAGACGACCAGCAGUCGAGUGUGAGCGGCGACCUCACCAGUUCCAAACCCACAUCAGCGGCUCAGGAAAGUGCAAGGAAGCAGCCGCAGAGGGAUGAGGAGCAGGAUGCCGUCGAUCGGGUGCUAGAGGAGGCGAAGCUGCUUGCCACCUCCACCGUGCUAUGCGAGACACAGCGGGGAGAGUUGGUGCUGCACAUCCACGAACACGUAGCCCUGCGUCGUCAGUUGACGGAACUGAACAAGACGAUCGGCGCGCCAACCUGCGUGGCCCUCACCGAAGCGGCACCGCAACGAACCAACAAUCCAUCUUCCUCGUCACAUGCAAGACCCUCGAGCUCGGCGAAAUCGAGUUCGCUCGCGGUGGCGGUGGGCACGAACCUUGGCGCCGUCGCGCUCUUCGACCAGCGGUGGAGCCUCCUUGGCCUCUGCGGCUCGGUUGAAGCGAGCGUGGUGCACGUACGUGGCGCCGUCGUCUCCUUGUCCCUCUCUGCUACAACCUCAUCAGACGAGACAAAUGAGGAGCCAACCGCGGCCACCGGUCACGCGACGGGCGUCUGCAUUCUCUGGUCUCUCAACUCAUUUUCCCCGCUCCGGAUCAUCAAAGAUGAGUGCACCGUGCCCGUGCUGCGCCUCCAGCACCUCCAUCGCGACACAACCCGAUUUCUCAUGUUAGCGAGCAACGGGGCAGUGAAGUUGUUUCAGUUGUGGAAAGUCAUGUCGAAGCAUGUGCUGCGCUCCACGACCUUAACCGCCACCGCCGCGGCGACCCCGAUCAGUGACGUGGACGCGCUGCCGUAUCCUAGCAGUUUCUACAUGCGCAACCUGCCAAAGAUUAAGGACCAUCUACCCGCGGCAGCGACGGGGUGGAACACCGACAACGGCAUCCCGUGGCUUCUCGCACCGCCGCCUCUCCCGUCCGCCACGGCCGGUGCGGCGGGUGUGUCACGCACCCGCUGGUCUACCGUAGCGGAUAAACACCUCGUGGCGGCCGUGAGCAACGACGCGGUGCUGAUUUACAUCGUGGAGGCCGGCCUGCAGGGGGCGGUGACCGGUGUGGCGCGGCACACCCACCCGCCCUCGUCGGCCCUGAGCAACGAGCUCGUCCGCUUUGUGCCGAUGGAGCAAGAAGGCGUCGCCCCACGCGUGCUGCUCUGUGUCUCGUGGAACACGGAAAUUGAGCUGCUCUUCCUCAACCUGCGGCUACCCGACACCGGCUCGUCCGUCGCUGGCGCGAGCGGAAGCGCGUCCGACCCGCUCGCGCAAGGGGUGGAAAGAAUUGCGCUGCUGCGGCUGGCGGCGCCGCUGUUGCAGAUGGUGCCGUUAGCCGGCUGCAGCGUGUUGUUGCUGGACCAAAACAAAGACGCCCAGUUGAUGGAUGCGUCGGUGGCGGUGAUGGUGGAGCGCCAUCACUUCGCCUCACUGGAGUACGUCACUUUUGUGAGUCGGCUCUGCGGGACGAAGUACCACGGCACUCUGGCAUCCAAUCAAUCAGCAGCAUUGCUGCUCGGCAAAGGGGGCCACGCCUACGGCAUCUCUCUCUACUCCUGGCGAGAGCGGCUGACGACGUUGGUGGCGCGCCGCAAGUUUGCGGAGGCGCUGGACCUGGCGAAGGGCUUUGCAGAGGAGGUGGCGUUGUCCAUGGUGGGCUUGAGCAGCAACACUGCACAGCGGCGCCGCGAUCUGCAUCAGUACAUGGAGCGCAUUCUCUUCGCCUACCUGGAGAGUACGCUGAGCGACAGCACUCCAUCCUCUGCCGCGUCAGAGAAUGCCGCCGAUUCGCUACUCGAUGUUCUACAGGGCGUCGCCGCCUACUGUAGUACGGUCGAUGCCUUGGAUCUGCUCUACGGCCCCAUCACCCGCACAUUGCAGCAGCGCGGUUUGCUGUCCUACCUUCUCUAUGCGUUGGAGGGCACCAUGCGCCACGGCAUCAUCACCUACAUGCCGGAGCCGCUGAUUGAGCGCUUCAUCGAUUUCUUUUUGCGUGAGAGCGAACUCGCGGCGCUGGAAGUGGCGCUGGGGGUUCGCCCGUCUCAGCAACGCCAGGCGGCCAUCCCUCAUAAGCAAAGCGCAUCUCCCACCGUGGCAUCCGCUGGUCGACUGGGGUCUCCGGAUGUUGCCUUGUCAGGCAAAGACCGCGCAGAGCUGGCGCUGAUGUGUCUCGAUGCCGGCUUACCCAACCUGCUGCGCCUCGCACGAGAACACAAGCUGCUGCGGCUGAGUGUCACCAUCAUGUCGUAUCGUCAACAGCAGUACGUGGAGGCGCUUGCCUACGCACUGGACGAAGAGGAGGGUGAGGCAGAGGAGGAAAGAGCAGCGAGCGCAGACACCAUAAAAGCAUUUGCAGGCUCCACCAGUGCGUCAGUGGCGGUCGACCUCGUGGAGUACACGUUAAAAGACUGCGCGUUACUUCCAGGCGCCGACAUUCCAGCAAACGAGCAGCGACCCGCCAAGAAGGCGCUUCUUGAGUUUCUCCUGCAGACCAACACGCAAGGUCAGCACAACCUGCUGCGCUUCCUGCAGCGGUGGCCACAACACGCCGUCCGUGUGCUUCUCUUUGCCCUGUCCGACGAGGGUCUGUGCAGUCCGUGGGGGAGCAGCAGAGACGGCUUUUGCCGCACCCAGUUCGUGUCAAGUGUCUUCUUUCUCCUCACAGGCGGAACGCGCACGCAACCACGGCCGUGGAAAAGCGGAAGUGAAGAAAGGACAUAUGGCCGGCAAGAGAGCAAACCUGUCAACCUGUUCUUGAUAGACGAUGAGGCGUUGGCGCGUACACCCGGACUGCGGAAGCUGUGUGCGGCUGAGCUGGCGGAGCGCAGCUUUCCUCCUUACGACGUGGUGCACACCUUUCUGUCGGACGCCGCCUUCUUCGACGAGCUCUUUCUCGCCGACGGAGAGAACGGUGAAGUCGGAGGGAAAAACGCGGCUGACGGCUUCUCUGUGCCCGUGUCCACCCCCUCCAUGGUGCGCUUCGAUGUGUGGAUGGACUUGGUCCUUCAAGAUGCACUGUACAUGUUCCAAAACGCGCAGACGGCGGAGGAGCGGCGAGCACUACAGGAGCGAUUAAUGAGCGUCAUGGCACCGCCAUUUAUUCCGCAAGAGCGCAUUGCCGUCUUCCAGCCGGACUUCACGCGGCUUCGCAUGGCUCGCUGCCUUGCAGCCCUUUUCUGUAAAGAGCAGCGUUACACCGAGGCGAUUCGGUGCUACAUUGACCCGGCCCAAAACAGUGUCGACCCCAGCUUGCAGCGCGACGUCUUUGGCAUGCUGCGCAGCGAGAUGCAGCGCCUGCAGGACCUCAAGACACGCACCGCCAACGCGGCCGAGCAGCUGAGCGCAAGUCGGCGGUUUGAGAGCGACACACUUGACGGUACCGAAAUGGACGACAACAACGUCCCUGCGUCACCGUCUUCCGGGGCGGGUCGCCACACCUCGAAUUCCGCGAUGGAACCUCUUCUCACCAGCUCCUCCUCCCUCACCACCACCGCCGCAGCCACAAGUGCGAUAGAUGCAGCCAUUAAGGCGUUGCAGCGAGGCGUGAUGAGUCAGGUGGAGGCGCUCGUCCGCAUUGACGCCACGGCGCUUGCGCAGUUCAUCUUUGACUAUCUGCCCUCCAACCACCGCGAGGUAAUGCGUCUCCUCCGCGGCUCCAGCGCGGCCUUUCUCGACUACCUUGACGAACUCAUCGCGCAGGGCGACCCGACUGUGGCGAACGAUAUCAAUUUGCAGAACACGUACAUCGAGCUGCUCUGUGCCCACGCGCCGGACAGGGUCUUUGCGCACCUGCAGGAGAAAGGGAGCUCUAUCACGUACGACGUGCAGCUGGCGCUUCGUGCCGUGCGCAAGUACCACAUCGCUGACGCUUCAAUUUACCUGCUGGAAAAGACGAUGAUGAUUCAGGAGGCCAUGACGGUCAUGGUGAGCGCAACACGUGCCGCGCUGGCGAACGUGCGAGAGGAGGUAAUAGCGCAAUUGACGGCGGAGACGGACAGCCACGCCACUGCAAAGCAGGAGGCGCUGAAGCACUCCUUUGCUUCCGCCUCCACGGUCAGCGCCGCAGCCAACGCAGCUUCUACGAGCACCACCACCACCACUGCAGUGAACACAGUCGCAGUUGCCGCAGGAGGGAAGAAUCCAACGGCAGCACACAGCGCAUCGUCCGGUGCCAUCCCCGACUUUUUGAUGGAUGCGACAGCGGUGCGUGGCGCCGCAACGCUGCUGCGCCUCAUCACCAUUGGCAAAACUCUCUGCCAAAAGUAUCAGGUGGACCGGCUCUCAGGGGACGGUGGGGCCGCCGGAGGUGCGGGAAGUCCGUUUGCGCAGAACCCAGAGUACUGGUUUCGCCUCCUGGACGUCUUCAUGGUGCCGCGCCGUCUCCUGUGUCAGGUCGUAACGAAAGAUGAGCAGCUGCAGUCUGGGAGUGGCGGCGGCGCCGACGAGGGCAACCGUCAUGAAGACGCGACGAUGGUAGUGGACGGAACCGGCAUGCAAAGUGAGCUGGAGAUUGCCGCCAACUGCGCUGCUGCUGAAGCGCGGAGCGACAGUCCGCGGAGCGGUCGUGAUGGCCGCCGCAGCGCGUCUUCGCCACUUCUGAGCGGCGCUGAGUAUCGUUUACCGCGACUGACGCGGCCCCUCACGCCGCACCAGCGGAAGAUGAUCGCGGCGCUGGUGUCAGUUUACACGCAGUGCACCUCCGACGUGCUGCGUGGAAUGAUGAACUCGCUGGACCUCUCCGUGGUGGUGGAUAAGGUGGUGCAAGACAACAAAGAGGAGGCGUUUCGGCCUUUCAAGCCGGUCAUACUGGACAUGAUGGCGUCGCUGAGCUUCGAACUGGAGGCGAACCGCCUGUGCGAGUCCGCCACCGAGAGCGACGUCAUGUCGCUAGGGCGGGAGCUCUACCAGAAGCUGAACACCGGCAUUGUCACGCUGUCCGACAGCUGUGCGCUGUGUCACGUCCACCUCAGUGAGCCGCCCCCGGCGUUCGCCAUGGAGGCGACACUCACGCCUGCCGCAGUGGCGCCGGCAUCGUCGCCGUCGUCGGCGGUGUCCGUGUACAUGUGCGGCCACGCCUAUCACACGCUGUGCUCGCAGCACGUCAUGAACGCGGCGCCGCAGCAGCAGGGAGGCGGCUGCUACGUGUGCGCGCAGCAACGCUUUCUAUCAACGCAGCCAGGUACGGGUGUCGCUGGCGUACAGCACGGCAGCGGCGGCGGCGUUGUCGGUGCGGGUGCAAGCGAGGGUCCGGCAACCACAUCGUUAGGAAACCGCAGUGCGCGACAACCUGCCUCGGUCGACAUUGCCCGCACCCAGCGCCGUGUGCGGCAGACGAAGGUGAAGAUUGACCACACGGAGGACCUGUACCCGUUGCUGAAGUCCUACUUGACGUGGGGCGACUCAGCGCCGUCGACGCCCGCCGGCAACGACAGCGCUGCGGCUGCGGCUGUGGCCGCGACGGCGAGUGGUGGCCCUUCCCAGGUGGCUGCGGAAGCCGGGAGUUGGGUGCUGGCACCGUCUCCGCGAGUACCGGCAGCCAUUGGCGAUUUGGCCACCUCCAGCCAAGGCGCAGCACGAGUCACCGCGACCGGCGCGGGGUCAAAAGGCUUCGACGUGGAGACGCUCACGGAUGCGGAGAUACUGGAGCUCUUUGGGACGCUCUAA